Messenger RNA from Corticium candelabrum, 794 nucleotides. RefSeq names its product nicolin-1-like. The transcript is spliced from 6 exons. NCBI's taxonomy places the organism in Eukaryota, Metazoa, Porifera, Homoscleromorpha, Homosclerophorida, Plakinidae. The coding region runs from base 41 to 643 and encodes 200 amino acids. The record is from RefSeq and is a predicted model, not a curated record. Gene Ontology annotation, cellular component: nucleoplasm.
CACACAGUUGAUAUUAACCAUUAAGUUGCUGUUCAACACCAUGACGUCUGCAGCCAAGGUCGUGGAGAAGUCUCCUGUUGUGCUGUAUGUUGGAGGACAUGCGUCAGGCUGUGUCGUUAUCGACGUGGUAGUGCAAGGCGCUCCAAUCAAUUUGAAAGAAAUCACUUUUAGAAACUACUACACAGCACUUGUGACUAUAAAGGCAAGAAUAAGAGAAACUGCAGCUAAUGCAGUUGUGCUUUCAUAUAAAACCAUUGUGAAAGACUUUGUUUUGAUGCCAAAUCCACAUUGUGAGCAAGGCAGCCAGCAAUUUUUCAGAAUUCAGGCUGAUAAGUUUUUGUGUGACAGCCGCAAUGUGAUGGCAUUACGUCUGAUUGUACGGCAACCAUCUCACCUUUGGAUGGACUUUGGGCUUCGUGACAUCAACUGUUUUCAAGAAGAACAGACGGAACUUGAACUGAGUCACAAUUCUAAUGGAUUAGAAGAGGAAGAAUCAGAAUGUGUAAAGAAAAUUACAGAGCACUUGAAUGCGAUGGCUUAUAUGGGCGGCGAGUCACACAGAAAUGCUUAUUUGGAUAUCCAGAGAGUAGGAAGAUUUGACGUAAAUGGCGGCUAUGAGUUAAACUUGUUGGCUUACACGUGAGGAAGGGCAUUGUAUAUAUUGCAGAUACAAUUGUUACAUUACAUGAACUGGCAACAUUGCAAUAAUUAUUGAUUUUGUUAGUCUUAUGGAUUAACACUAUAAAACAGAUUAAAUGAAUUUAAAGUUUUGUAAUUAAAAUGGAAUAUUUGAA